UGACUGACAUCUGUGUCACACAAACGAUGUUAGAGACAUACAGCCUCAGACACCAUUCACUUCACUGUAGGAUGCUUUGAACUUGCAAGAAAGAUGUACCGGUUUGAAACAACAUGAGAAUUUUCAUUGUGGGGUGAACAAUUCCUUACUUAUUCCUUAUUUACUUAAUUCGAGACAUAUCGGUGACAUUUUUUAAUAACUUUGUCUCGCGAGCAUUUUGGUCUUGGCUUGAUAAGAGGUCUGUAGAGUGAUUUGAAUCGAGGAUGAAGUCAGACUCGGUACGGAAGUAGAAGAGCAGAGCACCCUCUCCUGUUCAGCACGACCUGAGCCUCUGAGUUACAGCUCCAGAGAAACUCUGACACUUCAGUACCUGCGCUGAGAACAGAACGGAGAGGGCUCAAAAAAUGUCCUCUAGAAGCCGGCUGCAUCUCCUUCUCAUGCUCCUGUUUGGCCAAGUUUGGUCCAUUUUCUCUGUGCAGGAAAUGCAAACAGAUCUUGAAACCAUUAUGAAAAUCAACGCUGCUGGAGAAAUGAUGCAGUGCUCUGCAGCGAUGGAUGUUCUCUUUGUGAUGGACAGCUCCUACAGUGUUGGGAAAGGAGGAUUCGAACGAUCCCGGCACUACAUGUUGAAGCUGUGUGAGGCUCUCGAUGUCAGCCCAGGCAAGGUGAAAGUUGGCGUGGUUCAGUUUGGUUCCACACCCAAACUGGAAAUCAGUCUAGACUCCUACAAGGGCAAGGAGGAGCUGAAGAAAAAGAUGAAGAAAAUCCACUAUAGAGGUGGAAGUACACAGACAGGUCUGGCUCUGAAGUUCGUUCUGAGGAAGGGGUUUUCCGGCGGACGCAAUUCCACAGUGCCACGCGUCGUCAUCCUCUUAUCUGACGGAAAGUCCCAGGGGGCAGUGCAGCUGGCUGCCUCGGAGCUCAAGCUUUCUGGAGUGGCUCUGUUUGCUGUGGGGAUCCGUUACCCCAGGUGGGAAGAGCUCCGUGAAUUGGCAAGCAGCCCAUCGGAUACACAUGUGUUCUUCGCUGAGCACUUCAGUGAUGCUGUAAACGGAUUAUUCACCACCCUCACCACCUCCUCCUUCUGCACUGCAGUACCUUUAGGGUGUAAGGUGGAGUCUUACCCGUGUGUGCAGAAAACCCUGGAGACGGUAAAAGAGCUUCAGGGAAACUUCAUGUGCUGGAAAGGGUCCAAGGGAUAUUCACCAUACACAUCCCUCUGCCCUCACUACAGGUAUAACAAAGUUUACAGGCAGCACCCUGUUGUCUGUCACAGAACUAUCUGUCCAGACCCCUGUGACUCUCAGCCCUGUCAGAACGGGGGGACGUGUAUAUCUGAGGGACUGGAGAAAUACCGCUGCGAGUGUCCCACAGGCUACGGCAGUGACCCCAAUUGUGCUCCCAUUCUGAGUUUCGACUGCUCUGUGGAUGUGCUCUUCCUGGUUGAGGGCUCCUCUGCUCUUACUCUAGAGGGUUUCUUGCGCUUCAAGUCCUUCCUGAAGCGUUUCAUGCAGGCUGUACUGAGCUCUGACACCCCUGUAAAGAUGGGGUUGGCCCAGUAUGGCAAUGACGUGAAAAUCGAGGCCAAAAUUGGGGAGCACAGAGACCCGGCGAAGCUGAUCCAGGCUGUUGAGCGUCUGCAGUAUCGUGGUGGGCAGGCCAAGGCUGGAAACGCCCUUCGCUACAUCACACGCAAUGGCUUCCAGAGCACACCCGUGUUUGCCGACGUUCAGGACGACCUGCCGCGAGUGGUAGUGCUGCUCACAGGGACGCCCUCGGCGGACCCUGUGGUGGAGCCGGCGAAGUACGCACGGGACAGGGAGAUCUUCAUCAUCGGUGUAGCGCCAGAAGGGAUGAGGGCUGAAAUAAACAACAUAACAGGAAACCCCCAGCGCACCAUCACAUACCAGUCACCUGACAGAUUGAGCGCUAAGAUCCCAGAACUAAGAGCCAAAAUUUGCAGUGUCGACAACCAGGGAUGUCUGGGUCAAGCUUUGGACCUUGUUUUUGUGCUGGACGCCUCCAGUGGUGUAGGCAAGGACAAUUUCGUCCACUUUCAAGACUUUGUUCGGAGCACCUCAGUGCAGUUUGACAUCAAUCGAGAUGUGGCUCAGGUGGGACUGGUGGUUUAUGGGAGGCGGCCCGUCACGGUCUUUGACCUGGACAAGUAUGACUCGGGCUCUGCUGUGCUGAGGGCAGUGAGAGACGCUGCUUAUCUGGGUGGGAAGGCCUCUACAGGUUCAGCACUGCUCCAUGUGCUCUCCCAAAGCCUGACAGCGGGGAAAGGAGCACGACCUGGAGUCAACAAGGCCGUGGUGGUGCUCACUAAUGGGAUUGGUGCAGAGGAUGCAGCGGUGCCCGCCCAGAAGAUCCGUGAUAGCGGAGUGUCAGUGUUUGUGAUCGGAAUCGGGGACAUACAGCAAGAGGUUCUCUUCCGCAUCGCCGGCUCUGAGGAUCACAUGAUCUCUGUACCUUCAUAUGAUGACUUGAAAUACUCUGAAGAUGUGCUGGUACAGAUGGUGUGUGCAGACGUGAAGAAACCUGUUAACCUGUGCAGUCCCAACCCCUGUAUGAACGAUGGCAUCUGUGUGCUACUCAACGGCAGCUACCGCUGUGAAUGCCGCGGGUGGAAGGGUCCACACUGCGAAACACGAAGCAGAGAGCAGCCAUCUAGAGGAGAUCUCCCUAAACCUGCAGGCCUGAGGCGCCGUCAGCACAAGAGUGAAAAAGAGCUGCUGCAGAGCUACAGGGAGCACCGCAGGAGACACGCCUCCCGCAUGAGUUAGAAUUCUACAAUUCACUCUGGUGGUGAACACACAGUCCAGACGACACUCCAAUGCAUCUAUUUCAUGAAUUUUGUAAAUGCGUUUACUGCCUUAAAUGAGGAUUUUUUUUAAUUUUUUUAUUAAUAGUCAAUCUUAACUCUUUCCCUGCCGUUGACAGAAUUUUCCGGCAAGCCAUGUUUUCACUGUUAUACGGUAGGGGGCGCUAUUACACAUCUUCUGAAAGAGUACAGAAUCUCCAGAUCAAAACUCAGGCAAAAAAAAAAGAAGCAGAAACAAGCAAUAAAACCACUGCUUAUGCACGUUGUACAAAAAUGCGAUUUUCUCUCAUGUUGCUUUUUUUUAUGAAACUUACCCACAUUCAAGUGUUGAUAAAAAAAAAAAAGAAUGCAUGAAGCUAGAAUAAAAUGUUUUUGUUUUUUUUUUGGUUAUUUUUUUAGAAAGCAGAGGCUCUGUUCUUUCUUUUGAUAUAUUGCAUGUUCAGAUAUUCAUACAACAAAGUAUUUUGGGGGACCAUGGGGGGCAACUUUUUCAAAAAAUGCUGGCAGGGAAAGAGUUAAGGGGUUUUAAUGCUGUUUGUAUUGUUUAUUCAGCACUGAAGACCCUUUAUGAACAUGUUUUCUGUCUGAGAUUUGGACUUGCUUGUGAUCUGUCAUACUGAAAAAUCCUUGUGUAACAGAAAGCCUCAUGUUAGAGGCUUAUGAUUUUGAUCAUAUUUAUUUUUUUAUCAGCUACAGUCAUGCAUUUGUCUAUUGUAAAGCUAUUAAAUUUUUUUUUUC
Molecule: messenger RNA, 3562 nt
Organism: Ctenopharyngodon idella (grass carp)
Lineage: Eukaryota; Metazoa; Chordata; Actinopteri; Cypriniformes; Xenocyprididae
Gene: vwa2
Product: von Willebrand factor A domain containing 2
Exons: 14
Coding region: 405-2786 (793 amino acids)
Biological process (GO): calcium-independent cell-matrix adhesion
Cellular component (GO): basement membrane
Molecular function (GO): calcium ion binding
Source: RefSeq, a predicted model, not a curated record